AUGAACACAAUUGACCAGCUGUUCGAGCAGGACUUUAACGACGACUGGAAGAAGGAAUCGUCGCCCCAUGGAGACCCCUCCAACAGUCCCGAGCAUGGCAAGAGGGCUCUAGAGACGGAGCCGGCAUCUCCAGCCAAAAAGGUCAAGCUGGAGAAGGAUUCCGAGGACCAGGAAAUGGCGCGCAUGCUGGAGCGAGAUCUUGCGUACAAGUCGGAGCCCGACGACGUGAAUCUCGCCACUCCCAACUCUCUGACGCCCGGAUCCGAAUGCGAUGAUAAGGAUCUCAAGAAGGAGAUCAAACCCAUAGAGAUCAUCGAGAUCGAGGACGAUGACGAGGAGAAUAUCCACACGGUCUCUGCAGAGACCAAGAGGGAUAUCAAAACCGAGAUCAGCCCCGAACCCGUAAAGAUCGAAGAAAUCCAUAGCCCCCCCGACUCGGGCUCUCUGCCUGAGUUUCUUGCAUCGACUAUGGAUCUUCCACAACCCCCCUGCUACUCCUACAGCCACAUUCCCUCUGUGUCCUCGUCUGCCGCCUCGUCUGUUAGUCCCUCUAUGCCUCCCUCCACUCUUGCCUCCGCAACUGAGGAGCCCGAGUCCAAACAGAACAUGGACGAGUACCUGGGCAAGAUCUUCAACUUGUCUCCCGAAGACGACUUCUUUGCCACCGGAGGGUCAGACAACUCGGUCACAGACUCGUUUGCCUCCGUCAGAGAGCUCAAGCAGCAGCUCAUGUCGCAACACACCCUUAUGACGACAUACACGUCGCUCAAAGACGUGUACCAGCGAGUGUGCAAGUCUCUUAAGGAGCGCAACGCCGAGAACCGUCGGCUGGCCAACCACAUGAAGGUGCUGGUGGGAGUUAUCGAACAGAACAACAAGAAGAUUGCCGAAGUCGAAGACUCCAACAACAAGCUGCUGGCCCAGACCAAGACUCUCAUCAACGAGAAGAAGGCGCUGCAGAACACCAUCAAGGAGAUGCACAAGUCCACCGACGGACUGUCCAAGAUCGAGCUCUUGCGACUAACCAUUAAUCUCAGAGACGCCGAGAUUGUGCGACUCAAGCACAAGUGCGGUGAGCUCUGA
Molecule: messenger RNA, 1083 nt
Organism: Yarrowia lipolytica CLIB122
Lineage: Eukaryota; Fungi; Ascomycota; Dipodascomycetes; Dipodascales
Source: RefSeq, a predicted model, not a curated record